Molecule: messenger RNA, 1343 nt
Organism: Eucalyptus grandis
Lineage: Eukaryota; Viridiplantae; Streptophyta; Magnoliopsida; Myrtales; Myrtaceae
Product: protein WVD2-like 3
Exons: 6
Coding region: 205-1140 (311 amino acids)
Source: RefSeq, a predicted model, not a curated record
CCACUCAACUGCAACAUAAGGACAGCUUAACAUUCAUGUUGGCAAUGUAGAUCUCUCUCUUCCGAUUCUAUCUUAUCACAUGUCUGUUGCUGUGAUGGUCUCUGUUUAUAAGUAAAGAUCUAGCCCAUUUUUAAAGCCAAAUCUCUUCUGAUUUACUUAGGUUGGGUUGGGUUGGGUUGUGAGAUCGCUAUAUCAACAUCUGAUAUGGAGGUCGCUGAAGAUAUUAAAGUUGCUCCCCAUCAAGAUCGGCCAAAAGAAGGCAGUGCGGAAACAAAGGAUGGGAUAGUCGAGGAUAAGAUCAUUCCACAUUUUGAAGAUGAGCACUCACCAGAGGACUUGAAAGACAAAGGUCUUCAAAUUGAAACCAAGAAGGGGACUAUAAAGAAGGAGUACAAGGCACAGAAUGUUCAUAAUGCUGCAGAAAGCCAAAAAGAUCCAGUGAAGAAGCCAAAAGAAGCUGCAAAACAAAAGGCAAAAGUCACUGUUCCUCAACCCUUCUCUUUGGCAACUGAGAGGAGAAUGUCACAAGAAAGACGAGCGCCGGUUGAUUUUUCAUCUCCUACUGAAAAAAGGACACCAGGAGAAAGACGAGGCUCAGUUGAUUUUAACAACACCCAGCCAAAACUAUCCAAAUCAAGAAGUCUAAACAAGCCUCACACACACAAGCCGGGUCAUGAAAACUCAGCUGCUGCUGCCACCAUUAAAAGAACUCUCACAUCCAAAGUUUCGGGCCGCCAGGAUGAUAACAAAGAAGAGGUUGGAGUUAAAAAUCAGCGCAAAAUGAAGGCUGUCAAGGAGGAAAAGAGCAACUCACAAGUGCCUAUGAAGCAGCAGGAGCAGAAAGGAGAAACGGCAGAGACUCGCAAACUCGGAAAGAGCUCGACAUUCAAAGCAUUACCCUUACCCAGUUUCUACCACAAGAACGACCCUGCGGGAACCAGUACAAAGAAGGCUUCGUCUCCUAGUCCCAGGUCUCCUCCGCAUGGCCAGAGGAGCAAGCAUCCGAACUCGACCUCGGAUGCCCAGAAGAAGACCGUAACCAACAGCGCGAAGCAGACCAUUAACAAGCUGCUGAAGAGCACCCGCAAGGCUCUGAAUCCUUCCAAGGAGACAGUAAAGACCGUCGUCGCGACGGCAUGAGCGCAUUCCUGCAAUUUUCUCCUUUGAGCCUUAUGUCCCUCGAGUUCAGUUUUCCAUCGAUUAUGCGCAUGAAGUGGAUUUGUCCGUGUCAUUUGGUCUCGCGUCAGUCAUUGAAACCAAUGUCGAACCGGUUGCCGGAGUUCGUCCCAAGCUUUGUAUUCAGCUUCACGGUUGAGACAAAUAGAAGUUUUCUCUUUUGUCCA